Ilex paraguariensis (yerba mate) is the source of this 2115-nucleotide messenger RNA. The record is from the annotation of a GenBank genome assembly. Lineage: Eukaryota; Viridiplantae; Streptophyta; Magnoliopsida; Aquifoliales; Aquifoliaceae.
AUCCACCAAGUAUAAUGACAAACACCUUUUGAGAGUGAGAGAGAGAGAGAGAGAGAGGGGUCUGGAUUGUUACAAAUUCCAUAUUCCUUUGAAUGCCCCAAAGGACAACAAAACAGUGAGGACAAGAACAACCACUUGAUUUGUCACCUACGCAGCCAUGGAAAAGUCCUUCAAGACAAGCGCUUUAAUUCUAAUUGACCCAAUAUGCAACCAAACCCUAGAACCUGAGAAACCCUGGGUAGUUCUGAAACCACUUUGAUGGUUUAGGUAGGAGAAUUGGCUUGAGCAAGCUUGGCAACUUCAUAGGGCUUUUUCUGAGUUUUUGAUCAAUUGCAUAACCCAGUUUCUGAAUUUGAAUUUAAAGAUGACUUUGAUGGGUAAUUCAAGGAGCUGCUUCUGAACUGUCGCUGGCCUCACGUUUGGGCACUUGUUGGUCAAUCGUGCUGUUAAUGGCUGGAAUGAUUCAAGAGGAGGCAUCGUGUGUGACUUCAUCGCCCCUGCAAUUCUUCUCCCUGACGUCACUUUCACCUGCUUUAGGAUCACCAUAUCCAUGGAUCAGGGAGAUGAAAUCUGAGGAGCGAGGGUUGUGCCUAAUCCAUCUUCUUGCAGCCUGUGCUAACCAUGUUGCUGCCGGAAGUGUUGAGAAUGCCAACAUAUGCCUCGAGCAUAUUUCCCAUCUUGCCUCUUCUGAUGGUGAUACCAUGCAGAGAAUCGCUGCUUACUUCACUGAGGCACUCGCAGACCGGAUGCUUAAAGGCUGGCCUGGUUUGCAUAAGGCCCUCAAUUCCACCAAAAUAUCAUGUGUCUCCGAGGAAAUUCUAGUUCAGAGAUUGUUUUUUGAACUCUGUCCCUUUUUAAGAGUCUCGUAUGUGAUCACGAACCAGGCGAUUCUUGAAGCCAUGGAAGGGGAGAAGGUGGUUCAUAUUAUUGAUCUCAAUUCUUUUGAGCCUGCCCAGUGGAUUAAUCUUCUUCAGGCAUUACGCGCACGACCUGAAGGACCACCUCAUUUAAGAAUUACUGGUAUUCAUGAACAGAAAGAGGUAUUGGACCAAAUGGCUCAUCUGUUGAAUGAAGAAGCUGAAAAAUUGGACAUCCCAUUUCAAUUUAAUCCCAUAGUCAGCAGAUUGGAGAAUGUUGUCAUUGAAAGUUUGCGUGUCAAGACAGGAGAAGCUCUUGCCAUCAGCUCUGUACUUCAACUACAUUCUCUGUUGGCGUUUGAUGAUGAGAUUCUCCGAAAGAACUCCCCCUUGGCAUCCAAGAAUUCAAAUUCAGUUCACUUGCAGAGAAUCUUGCAAAUAAAUCCACGCACCCUAGGAGAUUUUCUCCAGAAAGAUAUGUCUAAUACAUAUAGCCCAAGCCCUGAUUCAGCAUCUUCCUCUCCAUUGGCCACUUCACCAAAGAUGGCUAGCUUUCUAAGUGCCCUUUGGGGUCUUUCGCCAAAGCUAAUGGUGGUAACCGAGCAAGAAUCAAACCAUAAUGGGUUUAGUCUGAUGGAGAGAAUAAACGAAGCACUGAACUUUUAUGCAGCACUGUUCGAUUGCUUGGAGUCUACUAUACCAAGGGCAUCAAUAGAGCGUCAAAAAAUUGAGAAGAUGAUUUUUGGAGAGGAAAUUAAGAAUAUCAUAGCGUGUGAGGGACCUGAAAGAAAGGAGAGGCAUGAGAAGCUUGAGAAGUGGAUUCCAAGGCUUGAGUUGGCUGGAUUUGGGCAUGUUCCUUUUAGCUACAUCGGUAUGUUAGAGGCGAGGAGGUUGUUGCAGAGGUAUGAUGGAUAUAAGAUGAAAGAAGAGAGUGGUUGUUUAGUCAUUUGCUGGCAUGAUCAACCCCUUUUUUCGAUUUCAGCCUGGAGAUUUAGAAGGUACAGUUGACACUGUUAUCAUGCUGCAGUUUACAGUUUCUCUUCAUUUUUUUUUCUGCUAUCUGUAUAAAGAUUGCAAGUUUCUUUGCCCCUCCUGCAAACGUGAACUGUUCUGUGGAGAGCAUUGAUGAUCUACAUAAUCUGUUCUUCAUGUUUAUUUUUUUCAUUUGUUUGCAAGUUUAUGUUUCAUUCAAUAUAAAUUGAUUAGUAGGUACAGUGCCAUUAUUUUUGAAGAUUCAUGGAUCUUGAGCUCUCUCUCU